Molecule: messenger RNA, 744 nt
Organism: Cryptosporidium ubiquitum
Lineage: Eukaryota; Apicomplexa; Conoidasida; Eucoccidiorida; Cryptosporidiidae
Product: U2 SNRNP auxiliary small subunit
Exons: 1
Coding region: 1-744 (247 amino acids)
Biological process (GO): mRNA splicing, via spliceosome
Cellular component (GO): U2AF complex; spliceosomal complex
Molecular function (GO): pre-mRNA 3'-splice site binding; metal ion binding
Source: RefSeq, a predicted model, not a curated record
AUGGCAGAACAUUUAGCUCGGAUCUUAGGUACUGAGGAGGAUCGUGUUAACUGUCCAUUCUACUGGAAAAUUGGAGCGUGCCGUCAUGGUGAUCAAUGUAGCAGGAACCAUUAUAAGCCUACUAAUAGUCCAACGGUGAUUAUGAGGCAUAUUUAUGAGAAUAGCCCAGUUGCGCUUGCGAUUGCUGAAGGCCAGGAAGUUAACGAUAAGCUUGCAGACGAAGAAUCAGAUAAGGUGGAGGUUUUUUACGAGGAGAUUUUCAAGGAACUGUCCAAAUAUGGAGAAAUUUCGGAGUUAUUGAUUUGCGAUAAUAUAGGUGAUCAUAUGAUUGGGAAUGUAUACGUUCGUUUUUCUACGGAGGAAUAUGCAAAAGCUGCAUUGGUGAAUCUUAGAGGAAAGAUGUAUGCCGGGAAACCUAUAGAUAUUGAGCUUUCACCUGUUAGUGAUUUUAAGGAAGCUCGAUGUAGGCAAUAUAUAGAUGGUUGUUGCAAUAGGGGAGGGUACUGUAACUUUAUGCAUAUAAAGCAUGUACCAAGAUGUGUAAAGGAUAAGAUAUUUGAUCAAAUGUAUUCUGAACAUCCAGAAUAUCUUUAUAGGAAAACAAAUUCAUGUGGGAAGUCCAGCACUAGAGAUGAUGGAAAAAACUUAGAAUCAUCAAGACCUCGCAAGUUCCAAAGACAAUCAUCGGAAGAAAGAAGACUAAUGAUAGAAUCAUGGAAUAAACGCAGAGAAAACAAUUCUUAG